AUGACUGAUACAAGUAUAGAUGAAUUAUCUCCAUUAGUUUUUCAAAUAUCUCGCAUUUCACCUAAAGCAGAUAAUCGAACAUCGAUUCAAAAAAAAUUUUCUGUUUGGUUAAUUCUAAUAACAGUUGCUUUGGAAAGAUUAGCAUUUUUCUCAUUAGUUGGUAAUCUUAUUCUUUUCCUUACAUCGAAUUCUAUUCGUUGGACAUCACUUCAUAGUAUAAUGGCUUCAUUAAUUUUUUACGGUACAAGUUAUAUAUCAGCACUUGCUUUCUCUUGGAUAAGUGAUGCUAAAUUAGGUCGUGCAAAAACAAUUCUAAUUGGUUUUGUUGUAUACAUUAUUGGCUAUUUAUUUAUUCCAUUAUUUUCAAAAGUUGAAAUAUUUGAAACAUUAUGUAAUGGACGACCAACUCAAAUCGACGAAUCAAUGCCAUAUUCGAAAGAAAAAUGUAGCAUUCCAAUUACCACCGUACUUGUUGUCACUGCAAUUGGUGUAGGAACAGUUCAAUCAAAUAUGGCUAUAUUAGGAGCUGAACAAAUUCAAGAACAAAAAUCUACAACACAAUAUUUUUAUAAAUAUUAUAUUUCUGUGACUAUAGGCUGUCUUCUUGCAUUUGGUUUAAUUGCUUAUAUACAACAGAAUAAAUCCUAUUUUAUAGGUUAUUUAAUUUCAAUCAUAUUACUUGUUGUAACUUUGGUAGUUUUUCUUAUUGGAUAUAGAUGUUAUAUUCAUAUAAAACCAUAUGAUUCUGUACUAACUAAUUUUUUUCCUGUUUUAAUUAAUGCAUUUCAAACAUGGCGUAAACAUCGAUGUUAUGUACGUAAAAUGUUCAGUGAACAUAGAUUUUCUAAUGAAUCAAUGUUUUCAAAUGAUCAAUAUGAUGAUAAUAAUAAGGAAGAGUUUUCAUUUAAUAUGAAUGAACAAUCCAUAUCAUUUUUUGAUUAUGCUAAAGGAAAUAAUAAUGGUCGCUUUCCAGAUCGUAUUGUUGAUGAUAUUAAAUCACUUCGACGUAUUAUCAUAAUGUUUCUACUUUUAGUACCCUAUUGGCUGAUAUAUUUGCAGAGUAAUACAACGUUUAUUGUACAAGGUGUUCAUAUGAAAAUACCACUAUUGCAAUCACAUAUUAAUCGUAUGCCUAUAGUUUGGCUUUCUCUUUGUGAUCAAACAGUUCAUAGAGAAAUUAUCUUAAAUCUCUUUACAAUUGAUCAAAAAUCAUUGUUUAUUCUUGUAGUUGUCAUUUUCAUUCUAAAUACAUGUUUAUAUAAACGGCUUCAUAUUAACAAUCGACCAUUUUCAAUCAAAAUACGUAUGGUUAUUGGAAUGAUCUCAGCUACACUUUCCAUGUGUCUCACCGGUAUAGUCGAGAUAUUUCGUCAAAAAAAAUGUGAUUCAUCUUUUCAACAAACCAUUGGCAAUACGACUUAUUACGCUGCUGAUAUGUCAAUAUUGUAUCAAUUUCCACAAUAUAUUAGUUUAGGUCUAUCUGAAGUAUUUACUUCAGUAGCUAGUCUUGAAUUUGCUUAUUUGGCUGCACCUCAAUCAGCUCAAUCACUUGUAAUGAGUCUUCGUUUUUGUUCAGUUGGUCUUUCAUCAUUUUUGGGUUCUGCAUAUAUUAACAUAUAUGAAAAUGUUUAUGAAAAUUUUACAGUAACAAAUUUAGAGUGUAAAGAUACUGGAAAACCUGAAUUGUUUUAUAUUUAUUUUUUUGUUCUUGCUGUUAUUCAAUUUAUUUUUAUUUUUAUUUUUCUGGGAUGUGAUCGUAAAUUUCAAAUACUUAAAGCUUCACAACAUCGAUUUGAUACACAUUUAUUUAUAGGACCAAGUUCUCAAACAUCAAAUAUUUGA
Molecule: messenger RNA, 1842 nt
Organism: Rotaria sp. Silwood2
Lineage: Eukaryota; Metazoa; Rotifera; Eurotatoria; Philodinida; Philodinidae
Source: the annotation of a GenBank genome assembly